GUAAAUAAAUUAGUAGGAAAAUAUCAUUGGUAAGUGGUUAAGAUGAUCAUGGUCUUUUUCUAAAUAAACGGAAUGAAAAGGUAGUGAGUGUGACAGGUUCGGUGCGUCGAUAAUACGUUCGGGUCCAUCAUAGGCCCGGUAAAAUCGGGGACGGGCUAAAAUUGCAGGAUGCGUGCGCGUAUGUGAUGCGCGAACGUGCGUGUACCCACGGGGCGGCGCGUCGCACGAUUCGUGGGCGUUUUUUUAGGAUUUGAAAAGAGUCAAAUGGUGGGGAACGGAGCCGUAUUACCCCAGUGUUUCGAAGCAGCGCGUAAUCAAAGCGUUUAGACACAGUUGCGUUCACACGUAGGACGACGCAACGUCAUACUGUUUCCUUCUUAUCUAUUGCAUGUCGAUCUACCUCACAAGAAUAGUCUUCCACUGUACAAAUAAAUGCUUUAUUGUUAUUGUUAUUAUUCUACAGAUUGAUACGUUCGUAGCGAAGAAUGGUGAGUUACUAUCAAGCGAAACAGAUGACAAAUUCGACGAGUAUGUCGGUCAACAACGAGAUAUCAACCGUGGAGCCAGUAAAUCCGGUGAAAAGUCUCGUAUGUAGUCCGGAUUUGAGCGUGUUCACACCAGCGUGCAGUGGCGAGACUCUAUCGGCAAACGUCGAGGAGAAGACGUACCAGUGUUUGCUGUGUCAAAAGGUUUUUAAUCAGAAGAGUUUGUAUCAGAGCCACCUCCGUUCGCACGGUAAAGAAGGCGAAGAUCCUUACCGAUGCAAUAUUUGCGGGAAAACUUUUGCGGUACCUGCGCGAUUGACUAGACAUUAUCGUACGCAUACUGGUGAAAAACCAUACAGAUGCGAAUUUUGUGGUAAAUCGUUUUCCGUAAAAGAGAAUUUAAGCGUGCAUCGUCGUAUACAUACGAAAGAAAAGCCUUAUAAGUGUGGUGUGUGCGAACGUGCAUUUGAACAUAGUGGUAAGCUGCAUCGACAUAUGCGAAUUCACACCGGAGAACGGCCACACAAGUGUACGGUCUGCUCGAAAACGUUCAUUCAAAGCGGACAGUUGGUAAUACACAUGCGCACGCAUACCGGGGAAAAACCAUACGUUUGCAAGUCCUGUGGCAAAGGAUUUACAUGCUCUAAGCAACUGAAGGUACAUACCCGCACGCACACCGGGGAGAAACCUUACACUUGCGACAUCUGUGGUAAAGCCUUCGGUUACAACCAUGUCCUCAAAUUGCAUCAGGUUGCCCACUAUGGUGAAAAAGUUUAUAAGUGCACACUAUGUCAUGAGACGUUUGGUUCAAAGAAGACAAUGGAGUUACACAUUAAAACACAUUCAGACUCAUCGGUCACUGGUUCUCCUCGGGACUCACCAAUUGAGCCAGAGAUUGAGAUCUCGCAGGCAAAUAGUGUAGGCACUGCUAGUGACAAGGAGAACUGCAAGACUGAAGAGCCAAUUGACGAUCCUGCUGCUUAUGACGACACUCCACGAGAUUUUCCUUAUUACAUGUAUUCCAGAGAGCAGUAUUCACAACCGCUUCUGAUGCCUAGUGAAGAUAGAGCUUUUCAAACGACGUCUGUGGUCCCUGUAGAACAGUCUCACUUGUUUCUGUAUCCUGAGGUUUCUCCAACAUACACUGGUCUUGGAAUUCAAAGCAACGAAUUUGUCAGUGACUGCUCGUCUCUUCUCAAUUUACCAGGGAACGACGCUCGUAGAAGAGUAGAGGCUGCACUGGAAGCAGUCGAAGAAGAAAGACAGAGGGAGUAUGGCAUCAGGAUUGAAAGAGAACCGAUUUUAACUCCUCCAAGUAGCAAUCCCGUAAGUCCUGUUCCUUCGCCGGAUCCUCUCGAUUUGGCAAUUCCAGUACGAGAAACUUUAAUUCUCCCUCCAAGAAAACGGUGUAAAAUGAUCCUGGAGUCAAUGGAAAGUGAGAGAAAUGGUCUUAUCGCCUCUCAAAGACAGAACUCUGUUAUCCAAUUUGCAAAAGCAUCAUAGUGCAAGAUGUGGAAGAAAUUGAUUCUGAACCAGUGAUAAUUUCAUAGACGGUGAGACAUAAUCUAAGUUUUGUGAGGAGGUAUAAAGAACUAGAUACUAGAGGUGUGCGGUUAUGCCUAUGUUCAGCAACGGAACGAACCUCUUGAUAAAUGAAAUCGGACGGCUUGUUGGCACACUCGUUUUGCCCGAAUGUUUCGGGAUAAGCAUGAACUGACAGUAUUGCUUUGCAUCGGUUCGACAGAAGAUCGACUCAAAAGCCCGAUAGAUCCAGCUAUGUAUUAAGAGGAGAUUGAUAAACAUGUUUUUUGUAUGCUAACUUAAAACUGUAAAGCAUUUGGUUUUUUCAUAUAGAGUUUGUAGCAAACAGCGUGCUUUUAGUCGUUUAUACUUAUUUUAUUUUAACCUUAUACUUUAUUUUUUAUGUAAAGUCAUUGAAAUAUUUUGUAAUUAACUUAAAAUCAUUGUUAAAGUAAAAAGAAUCUUUCUUCCAAAUUUUCCAAAUAUAAUAUUUAUUCAUUUAAGAUUUAUCAUCACCGUUUCUUUCCAUUUCCUUUUAAUACGUAGUUGAACGUAUCGGGCUCUGAAACUAAUCCUGUCCGACUUUUGCCUAGCCGAUCAAAAGCGAUACUGCCCGUUCAUGCUUAUUCCGAAACAUUUCGGAAUCCGAGCAAAACGGGUGUAGUGAGUCCCGCUCGAAAUUCUUUUUUUGUUGGUCCGUUUGAAGUUCGGAACAUGUUCGAGACGAUCCGCACAUCUCUACGAGAUAUACAUUCAGAGUAGUAAUGGGCUGAAAAAAUUCAGAUAACUAAUGUUACAAAUUGCUGAAGAACUUGUUGAGCUUUUAAUUGUCUUAACAAACUUUGAAUUUUGGAGUAUAACGAUUAAAAUAUGACUAAUAGAAAUAAUUUUAAUGCACUGAUAAAAUAUUUCAAUACUGUUACAACAAAUUCAAAGAUUUUAAGACUUUUAAAUCUUACAUUAUAUUGAAAUAAGAUAGACAUUUAAGAGAAAGAUGAAAAAAUGCCCAUUGCUAACUGAUUAAAGAACUUUGUGCUGCGGGAAUGAUAGAGUUAUCUUGCAGUGGAAUUUCACUGCGGUAUUAUACGAUCUGAGUUAAUUGUUUUUAUACCGAGUAUUUUCUGAAUAUUUUGGGGUUUUCUUCAAACAUUCAAAUACUUUUUCAAAACGAAGUACAAAGAAUAAGAAAUUGAUGGAAAUAAUUUUUCUAAUAGAGUCGUAUUUAAUUUUUGCGACUGACAAGAAACAUUUAAUUAGUGAUCGAACUGACAAUAACUUUUCUUACAUUUUGAACUGUGAAAGUUUGAAGAAAGUCGAAAAUUAUGUCGGAAAAUAUACUUUACAAGCCUUAAAUGAACCAAUAGAAAAACGUCCAGUAAUUUUACUGAAAUGACUUGAAAAAGUAAUUCUGAAAACUUUGCAGUCUAAUAAGAGUAUGAUACAGUGGCCUCAUUACAUUCGCAGAUUCAACUGGUUCCGAGAACUGUUUACACGUGCCUCAGGGUAAACAUCGUAACACACUUAGAGCUCGCCAGCAGAUCAUCUAUUACUUAUAAACUGCCAAAGGAUAUAAAGGAAAUGCUAGCUCUUUUCGUACUAUCGCAAGCUAUUUGGAACAUUUUUGACAAGAAUAAUAUCAGAAAAGGAUUCCCAUUCAGAACUGCAUUAGCUGAACAUUAUGAAUCUAAAAAUUGUAUAACUUACAAUGUUAAAUGAUUUUAUUUUAUUUUUAAAAACGCCGAAAUUCUGCGUUAUAAAAAAUGAGAUCGUUCGUUCUACUUUCUUCAAUAUAAUAUGCGUAGCUGGCGUGCUCAGUGUAAUUUUUCGUAUUUCACGUUAUAUAAUAUAUAUAGAUAUGUGUGUGUGCGUGUGCAUAUAUGUAUGUACAUCAUUGAAUUGUAACGAAUUAGUGUAAAAGUAAUGAAGAUCGUGCAGGUCACCGUGGCAGAACUAGCAUCAUCAUUAUAGAGGGCUUAGAACGAUCGUAAUCGGGAGAAUUUUUAGAUUUUAUUUUAGCUUUUGUUGUACAAAAAAAAAGUACAAAAAUAUUUGACACAAAGAAUAUAAAUAAUACGAUUAACCUAUUAUAAUAUUUCUAAAAGUCAACCAAUUCAAAUUCUGAACAAAUGAAUUCAAAUAAAUUAUUUAAUCUUUUAUAUUGAUAAAUUAUAAUUUAAAAUUUUAUCCAGAUUUUAAAAAUUUGAUAUAAACAAUCGAACGUAUCGACUAUUUCCGAAACCUACGCCACUGUUACCAAAAAUGAAUCGUUUUCUUCCUCCAAGUAAUUUAUUCCUUUUUUCUGGAGGUUAAAUUAAAAUGUUAUGCGUGUUUGCUAUAUUAUAAGGUUUUCUAUAUCCAACGUUUACGCGAAGAUCAAAGAUUUAAAUUUCUUGCCAAAACUAACAAGACUGAUACCAGUCUAAAGAAAAAUUUUCUUUGCAUAAACAAAUUUCCAACUACGUAUUAAUACGAUGCGAUAAAAGUGAUAUUAAAAUAUGUUAUUGCUCAAUUUCGUCAUCAUUAGUCUCGUAAUGUUUGUUUAAACAAACUAUUUAAAUCAUCCUUAUUAAUGAUUUAUCAUUGCAUUGAAAACGAACAGGAAAUACAUUGAAGGCACUGUACAAAUUCAAUUUACAUACUUUCAUAAAUGAUUACUUUUAAUUCCAAAAUGCGCUUCCAGAUGGCGCUAGUUUGCUGUCACAAAUUGGUAACAAUAUUUAAUCCUGUAAUAAUUGGUAUAUUAAUAUCUUGCAGUUUAUUCUUUUCUUUAUUUCUUAACAAAUGUAUACAAAUUAUGAAUUGCUUUAAAUUCCUUUGUAAUCCAUUUGCAGUUACUGGUCUGUUUCACAAAUUUAUUGAAAUUUCAAUGUAUUUAUAUUAUCAGUAUCUUUGGUGUAUUAAUUCUUCAAUAUUGACUAUAUUAAGGCCUCUGUCGAUACAGUAGUUUCUGUACAGCAGCUGUCCGUGAAAAAAAUAGAUUCAAUUUAGAACAAAACACUUUACUUGUGUUUCUAUAUAUCUAUUAUGAUAGAAGAAAGCGUAACAAAAGGUUCAACUAUCUGUUUCGUUAAAUCAUCAGGAUCCGCAAAUAUGAUUGUAGAAGCACACUAAUUUCAAGUACAAAAGCAUUGAGUCAAAUUCAAGAUUCAACAAUCUUAUAAAAAAAAAGAAAAAAAAAGAA
This is a messenger RNA of Bombus impatiens (common eastern bumble bee), 5187 nucleotides long. It is a transcript of the gene Kr-h1, whose product is annotated as Krueppel homolog 1. The transcript is spliced from 3 exons. The record is from RefSeq and is a predicted model, not a curated record. NCBI's taxonomy places the organism in Eukaryota, Metazoa, Arthropoda, Insecta, Hymenoptera, Apidae. Gene Ontology annotation, molecular function: RNA polymerase II cis-regulatory region sequence-specific DNA binding; DNA-binding transcription factor activity, RNA polymerase II-specific. Gene Ontology annotation, biological process: regulation of transcription by RNA polymerase II. The coding region runs from base 486 to 1988 and encodes 500 amino acids.